AUGAAAUCAGCUCUUCUUCUUCUUCUUCUCAUCGUCGUCUUGGCUACAGUAACCCCGAUGGCUCGUGGGCAGCGCCGGCUUCCAUCCGGUGGAAACAACUACUACGAAUGGCUCAUGCGCGCUCAACACGGAUCCUCCAUCGGAGCUCAAAACCCAAUCGUCUCCUCCAGAUCGCCAAAAAUGGACCGUAACUGCUUUUUCUCGCCCGUUCAAUGCAUGUUUGACACCUCGACGUCGGAUAAUUUGAAUUCUUUUCGUCGUUAA
Messenger RNA from Caenorhabditis briggsae, 264 nucleotides. Lineage: Eukaryota; Metazoa; Nematoda; Chromadorea; Rhabditida; Rhabditidae. The coding region runs from base 1 to 264 and encodes 87 amino acids. The transcript has 2 exons. The record is from RefSeq and is a predicted model, not a curated record.